UUCUCGGUUGUUUUUUCUAUUUAAGCAAUGUGAAAUUUUAAUUGGAAUUAAACAAAGUCAGAUAGAGUUGAAUUUAUAUUAGAUUAUUCAAUAGUGUUUUUUUUUUAAUUAUUAGUCAAAUUCUCAUCUUCCUUCUCGAUUGAUAAAUUUUGAUUCAUCCCUUUUUUUCUUUGUUAUUAGAGGUUUUAAUCAAAUUACUUUUAGAGGGGAAUGAUGGAUGUAGCUUCUGAUCAUCAAGCCACAAGCAUUUGCACUCACUGCGACAGAGCGAUUCCUUCUUCCAAUCUCGAUUUGCAUGUUGCUCACUGCUCUCGAAAGCUUGAAAGAUGUAAACUCUGUGGAAAUAUGGUUCCGAAAAAACAUGCAGAUGAACAUUUCUUGAGUACUCAUGCUCCUGUAUCUUGUUCCUUGUGUAGCGAGACUAUGGAGCGUGAGGUAUUAGCCGUUCACAAAGGUGAAAAUUGCCCACAAAGGCUUGUGGCAUGUGAGUAUUGCGAGUUUCCAUUGCCUGCAACUGAUUUAUUUACGCAUCAGGAUGUAUGCGGGAAUAGAACAGAACUCUGCCAGCUGUGUAACGGAUAUAUUAGGCUCCGUGAAAUAAUGGUCCAUGAGAGUAGAUGCAAUGGAGGCACAGAUUACAUCUCGGGAUCUUCCAGUGACGGAUCGAUUUCUUCUUCUAAUGCAGAAGAACAAUUUUUGAGCAAUGAUGCACUGGAAGCUUGUGGGGAUAAAACAGAACGCUAUCAUCUGUGUAGCAGAUAUAUUAGUCUCCGUGAAAGAGAUGUUCAUGAGAGAAGGUGUAAUGGAGACACAGACAUCAAUUCAGAAUCUUCCAGCAGCACUAAUCCGGCUGAGAGAGAUCGCGGUGCUUCUAGAAGGAAGCUCCGUGCAGUUCCCGAGACGCGGCUUCUAUUUACAACACUUGCAAUAACAGGCAGUGCUGUUUUGGUAGGCACACUUGUUUUCCAGAGGAAAACUGAAGACACUCAAGCUUCCUAGCAGAUUUACUGUAAUGAUCCCAUCAACUUAUACUUUUAUCAAGUUAAAAUAACAAUAUCCGAACCUUCGGGGUGGCCCAGUGGUUUGAGCUUGGGACUUCUAUGUUGGAGGUCUCAAGUUCGAAACCCCUUGCCAGCGAAAGCAAGGAGUUUGCCUUUACCUCUCUUAUGUGGUUUGCGAGCUAUUGCAUAGGAGCAGGGUUUCACCCUGUGCGCACCCAAAAGGAGUAGCGGUUGCGGGUUUCCCUUGACGUAAAAAAAAAUAACAAUAUCCGCGUCUUAGAGUUCAGAUGUAUUUACUUGUUAAACUUUAUAUAUGUUUAAGUGUCUACUUGUGUUAUGUCUUUUAUUUUGACUUGUCCAUCUUAAAUUUUGCAUGUUCUUUAAGACGUAAUGAUUAAUAUAUGUAUUUUAUCACGAGAUACAUGUAUUAUUUUAAGUUAGGAUAAAGUAUAAAAAAUAUUAUAUUUCUAUCUUGAUAUAUGAAAUAUUUAUUUUUAUUAUUGUGAAUAAGUAAAAUGGAGAUAUAUAAGUGAAAAUGACAUAGUGAAAGAGGGGAAACGAGUACGAAACCUAACUAUAGGUGGACCACAAUUCUCACUUGUCUUAUCUUUAAAAAAAAUAUUCAAAUUAAAUCGUGAAUAAAAAACAAUUUUAUUAUAACGAUAUUAAUAUUAUGUUUGUACACCCCUUAAUAAUUAUGAUAAUUUUUUAGUAUAAUUUAGAAUUGAAAAUUAAUAUCUUUAGUUCAAAAUAGAGUUUAGUAGUUGAAAGAAUAAUUUUGAUUGUUAUUAAUAAAAAAAUUGGUGAAUUUAGUAAAAGUAAACAAAAAAAAAUAUAUUCUAAUCAUUGAUAAACAUUAAUCUACCUCGCAAUUUCAAUUCGAGAUAAAAUACAUGUUAAAAAGACUAUCAAUUCAAUUUCAUAACUAAUUGUUACGUUUCAAUAAAAUCCAAUUCUGAUAUGAAAAUUCAAAUUUAAAUAUGAAAAAUGAAAAAAAAUAAAAAAAAAUAUAACUAAUAAUAGAGUGUAAUGAGGAAAACAUACGACAAAAUGAAGCUUGUUUUGUCUUUUUGAGACAGAUUCAGAUUUAUCUCUUCUACGUUAAGCAUUCUAACAAUUAUUCCUUUUCAAAAAAUUC
This is a messenger RNA of Solanum lycopersicum (tomato), 2139 nucleotides long. RefSeq lists its product as uncharacterized. The record is from RefSeq and is a predicted model, not a curated record. Gene Ontology annotation, molecular function: zinc ion binding. NCBI's taxonomy places the organism in Eukaryota, Viridiplantae, Streptophyta, Magnoliopsida, Solanales, Solanaceae. Gene Ontology annotation, cellular component: mitochondrion.